AUGAAUGCAGACGACAGAAGUUUUUUCUAUUCUUCGGAGAUGGUUAGUACUGAAGAUUUGGACGCCGAUGAUGAUUUCAGUGAAAUAUACAAGGCGUAUACUGGCCCUGUGAGUUCCAAUCCUCCAAAAGAACAAGAGAAAGCCACUAACAAAAGAUCCCUUGUUGGGUCCGAUGAAGAGGAGGAAGCUCGUGACCCUAAUGCGGUCCCAACAGAUUUUACUAGCCGCGAAGCAAAGGUUUGGGAAGCUAAAUCCAAAGCUACAGAGAGGAACUGGAAAAAGAGAAAAGAGGAGGAAAUGAUUUGUAAAAUAUGUGGCGAAUCAGGCCACUUUACCCAGGGUUGCCCAUCUACACUUGGGGCAAACCGCAAGUCCCAAGAUUUCUUCGAGAGGGUGCCUGCGAGGGACCCUCAUGUGAGAGCUUUAUUCUCAGAAGAUGUAUUGAAGAAAAUUGAGAAGGACGUUGGUUGUAAGAUCAAGAUGGAUGAAAAGUUUAUCAUUGUCAGUGGCAAAGAUAGGCUGAUUUUGAGAAAAGGUGUUGAUGCUGUUCACAAAAUUAGAGAAGAAGGUGACAACAAGGCUUGUCAAAAAUUUCAUGAAGAGGGUGAGAACAAAGGUUCUUCGCGUGCCAAGUCACUUGAACGUAGAAGUCCUCAUAGCUCUAGAAUGGGACGAUCAGGUUCCCAGAAGUCCAAUUCGAGCCCUCACAAUGCUCCACAUAUCCCACAUAGGUAUGGUAGACAAGAGAGAGUCAUGGAAGACCAUGUUCGUCAAGAUAUUCAGAAAUUGUCAACUGGCUCUCCCCAUGCUUAUGGUAGUGAUGGAGUUAGAGGUCAACCGAGCCGUUCCAAGUCUCCCGCACGUCCCUCAUACUUUGGAAAAUCCUAUAACAAUUCGUAUGAAGGCCACACUCACAACAGAGGUGCUAUCAGGACAGAUGGCUGGAAUUCUGAUAGAGGCAGAUUGAACAUGCAAUCGGACCACCCUAACUUUAAUAACUAUCCUCCCUUUCCCCAGACUCUGGAGGAUUUAGAGUUACAAUAUAAAAGGGAGGCUAUGGAACUUGCAAGGAUUCGAGACAAAGAAGAAGAUGAAGAAAAUUGCAAAUAUCGUGAGGCUCUUAGAGAAAUAUGGGAAAAUCACACAAAAAAGGCGGCUACACUGAGGGGAACACAUGCGAAUAUGUGGGACGAAUUCCUUCGAGCGGAGGGCCAGAAGAGGCAGGAAACACGCCUGCAAGUUCCUGCCGCGAGUUUUGGCGGCUACAAGCAAUCGGGAUAUGUCGAACAAGAUACUUCUUCGGGAAAUCUUCAUCAUUCAGUAGAUGUUAUGAUGCACACUAGGGGCCGGUACCCGAAUGCUGUUAACCAUGAUACUAAAUUGGUUGUUGGUUUUGAACUUUGGAUGCAGUUGUUGCUUGGGUUCCGAGGUUUAUUGCAUGGGAGCAAUCUGUUUAAGUCUCUUUUCAUGAAGGGAGUUAGUCUGACUUCACCGGCAAUGGCUACGGCAAUGCCAAAUCUUGCACCGGGACUUAUAUUUAUCAUUGCCUGGGCCUCGAGACUAGAGAAAAUAGAGUUAGGAUGCAUUUACAGCCAAGCCAAAAUCAUCGGGACUUUGCUGUGUGUGUUAGGGGCCGUCACAAUGAGUCUCAUGCAGAGUAUCGUGCAACGCAAGACGGCCAAUGAUUCCCACCCACCAGCAACAGGUGAGAAGAGUGUUGCUUUAGACAAUCAAACUAUUAUCGGCUGCAUAUAUCUCAUUGCAGCAGUUCUUGUUCUGUCGAGCCAAGUUGUUCUGCAGGCUAUUACUCUGCAUGAUUUUCCAGCACCGAUAUCUUUGUGCGCAUUGACUUCAUUGACUGGUGGGCUAACUACGGCAAUAUUCGAAAUUUUUGAGGAUCACAAAACCGAGCAUUCGGGAUGGCCUUUAUUGACCGUUGAAGACAUGGUUCUCUAUGCCGUAUUCGCAGGCAGCGUAAGUGGGAUGUGCGUGAGCAUGAAUGCAUGGGCAAUGAAGAAAAGAGGUCCGGUUAUUGUGUCGAUAUUCAAUCCGCUUGGAACAGUCAUUUCCACUAUCUUCUCUGUUAUCACAUUGAAACAAUCCAUUUGUGUCGGAAGUCUUGGAGGUAUGUGCCUGAUGUUCAUCGGUCUCUACUGCGUGCUUUGGGCUAAAAGAAAGGAAGGUUUUUCUGUUGCCGGCGAAAGCUCACUGGAAACCGAGCCCGACCUCGAGAAGCUUCUAUUAGCUUGA
This is a messenger RNA of Striga hermonthica, 2250 nucleotides long. The record is from the annotation of a GenBank genome assembly. NCBI's taxonomy places the organism in Eukaryota, Viridiplantae, Streptophyta, Magnoliopsida, Lamiales, Orobanchaceae.